GCUGCCAGAGAAAAAUCGAAGAAUCGAACGCAAGAUAUGGCUACCAGUUGUGUUGACUGACCGUGGAAUAAAAUCCUUAUUUAGUCGUUUAAAUGUAACCCAAUGAGGACGGGUUCCUCCCAGUCGGUAGUGCAAAGUGUUCUAAGAAGAAAAAUGUAUCCAUUUACGAAUACUCUGGGCAAAUAGUGAUCAAAAGUGUUCCUCAUCGAAGCGAGCAAUUUUCUGUUCCCUUCGACAAAGAGAGCAGUACCGAAGUGGGAAAAAUCGAUAGAUUAUUUUCGCAGGUCUGCGAAAAAAGUUUUUGCAGCAGCAAUUGCGACUGUUUUUCUAAAACUAUGGAAGUAGUUGCUUUAAAGCUGGAAAACCCGGAAGUCCUUCGGGGUGCCAACAAUAAUAAUAGUAUCUGCUGUGACAAACUCGAUGACAACAAGCUUUUGGAUGAUUCAACGGUUGCUUCUGGACCAGCAGCGAUGACGAGUAGCGUAGCAAGCUUGUUAGAUGAUACGACCCCCAGCGACUCCGGUGUUCAGCUACUGGACUCCGAGUCUAGUGGUCUGAACGAAUCGAUGAUUUCCAGUGCCGGUGGUUUCGAGUUUGAAGUAACCAACUUGCAGAACAAUAAUAACAAUGCUGGUAAGCCAAGGAUACUGGAUAGUCCGGUAAAGGAAGAAAUGGGUAAGUUUGUUGAGAUCGAUUACCAAAAACCGGAAACAGGUGCUGCGGGUGGUGCUGAUGAGGAGGUGGAACAAGCUAUGACUAGCAGCCAACUACCGGAGGAAAUGAUCUCCAGUACGUGUUCCACGUUCGAUACCGAAAACAUUGUUUAUAGAAGAAGAGUCAAGAAAUCUGGUCAGAUACAAAGCAAAACACCGAAGAAGAGAGUUUCCUUCCACGAGGAUAUUCUGAAGAAUACAAAAACUGAUAACAUCCAUAUUGAGCACGGUUUUAUCACCUACAAAUCUGGAAAACAAAACAAACAACCGGUGGGAACGAAAGGGCGUUACUCCUGGUGCUCGGAACAUAACGACGAUGGAUUUGACUAUGGGGACGAAGAUGCCGAUCAGAAUCGGCAGUAUGUGUACAGGAAUGCUUGCUCGGAUGUGUUAGACUAUGGAAAGACAGACGUCUUCGAAAACAUCGAGGAUGAAAAGAACUACGUCAAGUAUGACAACUCGGGUGUUUUCGAGUAUGGUCCACCGGAAAAACGUGCCGCGGCGAAGCAAAGAAUCAAAGACGGUAAAGAGUUCUACGAGUGCUGCCAUUCGGAUUCCAACUCGAGCCUGGACUCGGGUAGCAGUAACGAAGCGACGAAUUACAAGCAGAGCAAAUCCAACAGCUGCGAAUGCAUCGGUCAAAAUAAUAACAACAAUAAUAUCAUACUGGAUAGUUGCUACUACAGCGAGCCAAACAUUGAACAUUUGGACGAAUUUAACGGCAACAGUAUGGGCGCAAGCGAACGUGUUACGAAAUCGGUUUGGAGCAAGGAGAAGAAGCCGAAGAGCAGCUGUUUGAAGAAAACCAAACGAAAUAUGAUGUACACUAACAUUGUCGUCCCGGAAUAUGAUCUGACUAAGAAGGUUAAAAAAUUCAAUGUCCAUCACCUAUCGGUGAUAGAUAACAGUAAGAUGAUUUUCGGUUCACUAAAGGACAUUUUCGGAAUUGCUCUACCGGAACGUGGAGUUCCGGAAGGUUCGGAAGAUAUUUCCACGGUGCGAGAGUGUAUACCGGAGGCAAACGAUCCAAUGAUCGAUGACUUCACCGUAGUUCAAAAACCGAAAAAUUUUCUCUCGAAAAGCCUGGAUGGUGGUUUCAACAGUAACAAACCGAACGGACCGAAAAAGUACGUUCACAAUGUGGACGAACAGUUGCGGCGUAAGAACGACGAAGAUUUGUUCGCUCCCAGUCGCAAGAACAGCGUGGAAGAGGAGGAUAAAAAUCAACAAGAGCAGCAGCAGCCACAAUCGGAGCAGCUAUUUGAACAGCAGCAACCGACAGCUCCGUACCGCAACAAAUUCAUAAUCAAUGGCGAAAGUACGGUAUUCGAACACACCGGAGUUUCCUAUUGCUACGAAGAUGGGGACAACAAUUCCGUCACAGACGAAUCUCUCAGUCAGAAGGAACUCCCGGUUGGUGAAACUACCAGUGGCUCGUUUAUCGGUAAAACGCAGAUCAAAAAGAAAUUGUCUAAUAUUUUCCAAAAGAUGACGGUAAUAAGUUCGGGUGCAACCUCACCAACAACAGCCAGUACAGGCACACGCAGUGGUGGUGAUGGAACGGAAGUAAUACCACAAAUACAGCCUACAGUAACCAGUUCGAUAAAACCUCGUAAGCAAUCGGCGGAUGAACUCGACAGUGGAUUAGGGGAUUGGACGGAAAAAAGUUCGGAUAAGAGCCAGGGCCGAUUGGAAAGCAGCACAAUUUCGUCCUGUGACAGCGACCGUAGCUCUUCUAUUCAGUCCGAAAGCGGUAAGGAGCAAAAGAAAGCAUCGUCACGCGAGCAACAACUUCACAGCAAUCUCAGCUCACCUCGUGGUUCAAUUGGCAGCAAAAAUCGUCACCUCCCAUCACCGCUGCGUAAAAAGUCCUUAACAACACGCGUAGAUUCGUCCCGUGCUCGCAUGAGCCCCGAUCUGUUUAAUCUUGGUGGUCUGCCGCCGCUUCCACCAGGUCGAACUCUCAACGUAGAACGACAGCUCAUUUCGGACGAGUUUGAUGAUAUCCUCACGGUUACCACGAGCGCGACCAAUGAAACCGACAAGGAUAGCAGCGAUAUAGUCAUACUGGACUAUCCGUCGACGGCUAGCAGUACACCAACCCCACAGCCUGAUGUUGUCGAGAUGCUCGCGUCGGAACGUUCCAGUUUGUUUGCUCCACUCGGUGGCGGCCGACGGCAUCACAACCCAAUGACAGCUUCAGCGAGUUCGACUUCCACCUCGAAAAGCUCGCUCAUCAAUCGCUUUCUACGGAACGUAACGCAGAAGAAAAUUUUGGAAGUGACCAUCAAACAGAACAGUUUCUUUCAGUCGAAGCUGAACACUGAGCGGAAACUGUUUGAUAAUUUGGUUCCCAAAACGAAAGUUAGGUCGCUCAAUCGUGAACUGAUUGAAGAUCUAAACGCUGAGAUUGCGAUGGAAAUUGAGCUGAGUUCGUCGGCUUGUCAGUUGGACCGCAUACAGCUGAACGAUUUGCACGUUGAACAGGCCGGCUAUGGACUGGCGCUUGGUGAUAUUAAGUUCGAUGGUGGUGGCGUCGGUGUGGGAGAGAUUCCGGUGGAAAUUUUCAACGGAAAUCGGUUGCACAUUUUCCGUAAUGAGAAUGAGGUGUUGAUGAAGGUUUUCAAGCUGUAUAAUGGCUACAGUCGAGAGGGUUACAUGACUCCGGUGCUUGUGUUUCUGACCGAUAAAACACUGUAUGUAACGGAUCAGGUUCGGAAUCGGCUGUGCAAUAAGUUUGUGCUUCCUUACUCGGAGCUGGAUGUGAUACUGGUUGGUCCCUACGGGAAUACGGUUCUGCUGAGUAACUCGGCUCGUGAUAUGCAGCAAGUUUUGCUCGCUGGAGGGCCUUAUCCGGCGGAUGGUUUGGUUGCAAGCUUGGAACUUUGCGCCAGAAGAGGUGGAUCGAUUUUGCCAGCGGUCGGACAGCUGACUCUGGAUCAUUUGGCUCCGCUGCAAGCCUUCGUGAGGGAUAAUUCGAAUGUUAGUCGGGAAGAUUCUUGGAAAUACUACGCAGUGGUGAAUGUUCCCGCGGGAACACUGGGUGGUGAAGAAGAACCGCUCGGACCGCACAUCAAGGGUCCGCUGAUGCAUCGCCGGAUGUCGCACGCAGGGUUUGUCGAUAACUGGGCUGCUGGUUAUUUUUUGCUAAAAGCUGGCGUGCUGUACCUAUUCGCGGAUGCAAGUCAAAAACUUCCUACGUGGGCCGUCGCUUUGGCCGAGUGCCAAGGAGCAAGACGUUCGCUGCAUUCCGGAAGACCGUACUGUUUUGAGCUGUUGCUCCGAACAGGCGCGCUCCAGUUGGCUGCUCCGGAUGAGUACGUGGCUUCUGAUUGGUUACAGGCUUUAGUGCAGGCUGCCAGUGGUCUUUUUGAACUCCAAGAGCGACGUCAAACGCUUGGAUGUACGCUGAUAAUGACCUCGAACCACCUGCUAACUUUGCGCGAAGAUUUCAGUGCUCCCCUGAGAAAGAAUACGGCUUCAACCAGCGCAAACUCUAGUGCUAUGAUGUCUCCAGCGAAAGAAAAUAUAAAUCCAAACAUUCAGCAGCUGCUUCCGGCGGCAGAAAACCAAAGAAAGCAUUCAACUACUUUAGAUACAUCUAGUGAGAUAAGCUCAAUCCAUUCGACCGGAAGUACUCCAACGCGGUUCAACGGUGCGAUGUACGAUCGUCGAUCCAAUUCGACAACCAGUACACCAACCAAGAGCAGCCUUCAGUUGGCUAGUAAGAAUUUAGCCGUAAAUUCGCCUACUCAAAGCUACCGUCGUCCGUCCUCGGUGGAAGGACUAAUUUCGGGCACAAACGAGGAGAAAAGCCACACCAAUAUGAGCAGUUUCUAUGGGAAAAACUCUGGCGUAGAAGUGCUAACCUGCGCCAGCAUCAACGAAAUGACGGCUGUCAAGAUUCCGGCAAUAUCAUCCAACUGGUGGUGCAUCUUGGAGUUUGAAUGUCAGGAAGUUCGGGAGAACUCAGAUGAUCUAGUUGUAUUCUUUUCAACGAGCUCCGAACAGGAACGAUUCCUCUCGAUGCUGGAGUCCAUUUGGCAUUCCAAAAAGGACGAAUCAUUCCCGGCAUCUAUCGUCACCAGUGAAGACGAGGUGUACCAGCACUGCUCAAAACUGUUUCUCGACAUCAAUCGAUCCUGGGAGCCGCUGUUAUCCGCUGCGUUGGGCUUUCCUCAAUAAGUGUCUCACUCGUACUCAAUGGACGCACUGGUAAGUAAAACUGUGUACGUACGGCUGAACACAUCGUACGUAGGCAAUCCCUCCUUUCUGCACCCAAUGAACUCCAACAGCCGACCUGGCGAACAUUAUAGUGUUAAGUGUUUAUAGCGGCUUAAACCUAUUGGAAGUGCUUUGAUAGAAUUUUCUUUUGGGCUGGAUCCAAAAAAAGACGAACGCUUAGAAGGGUACAUUUUUGGUAAGAGGUUAUUUUUUAUAUAGUUUCUCAAUUGGGUCUACUAAAAAAAAACACACACAAUUCCAAUUCGGUGCUUAAAUUGUUAUGAUCCCUACCUGUUAUUAUUUUUCUCACAGUACGUUUUUGAAGCACUAAUUCAAAUUGUCGUAUAUUAAGACAAUAUGUAUUGAACGUUUUACAUUACGAAGUAAUCAAAAUAAAACAAAAUUGUAACAAAAAUUGAAAUAGUAUUACAUCGGGUAUGUCUUUUCUAAGUAAACCAAAUAACCUGUACUCAAUGUGAAUGUUAUACAAAAACUCAUCUAGCUUUAUACAUAUAUUCAAUGUGCUGUUCAAUCAAACAUUAGCUUUUGAGAGGAAAUAUUAAAAAAAUAUUUAGUUUGUUAAGCUCUCCAUCGCCCAUCGAAUCGAAUUAGAAAUCUUUUCAUUCACAAUUUCAUUUUGAGCUAAAUUUCCUAUCGUACGAUAUACUCAAUUUGGCAUCAUUUAUUAUGUUUUUAGGUGAAUUUAUUUAUUUAUUUCAACAUGUCCAACGUGACAACAUUUUGUUACACCCAACGAUUUUUUGCUUCUAUUUUUUCUAUCUAUGUUAUACAUGGCAAAACAUUACUCCGCUUUUUGCGUGCCAUUAUCUAUUACUAGAGACAACGCUAUACGUGAAAUAAGAAAGCUUAGCUAAACUACAAAUCCAAAAUAGGUGUUUCAAACCAGAAUCAGGAAAACUACAAAAAUAUCACGCUUAUCAGCAGAAGUAAAACCCAGCGUAGAGCAUCAAUCUCUCAACCCGUAUACUCCGAACAAGCUAUUUAAAGUCAAAGAAAUAUUUACUCAACUUGAAUGUGCUUGUAGUAGCUUUUAAAUAUCGCAAUUGUGACUAAAAUAUUGAACUCAUUCAUCACAAAAGAAAAAGAUUCCAGCCCGCUGGAUAUCUUCUAUAAAUACACUAAAUGCUUCAGCACUAAUUAACAACAAUAAUGAUAAGAAAAAAAAAACAAACACAAAACAGGCGCAAAUCUUUCUGCUUUUUGCAGUUAGCAUUCUCUAGAAACUUUCUCUUUCCAUCCUAGAAUUUCGGUACUAAGCGACAUAUAAUUAACCCUGCCUUGCUAAUAUCCACCUAAAGGAGGCAAAAUUGCAAAAUAGAGAAUUGAUUCUUCUCGAAAACGAAUGAAAUCUAGUCAUCUCAUAUAUUUACUAACAGAAAAAUUCCGUAAAAAGCUUAAAAAGUUAAGUUUACCGCGAAGCAAAAUGCCUUUUUCUAGCCCCUCUCUUCCGUUGAAUCUUGGUGUCCGCGGUACCCCGAUAUGCAAUGUGCAACUAUUCUAGUUAGAUUUUAAGGAAUAGGAUCAAAAGACCUCCCAAAAGGGGUGGCGGCGAUCACGGCUGAAGUGACUGUAAUCCUUUCGCAUGAAACGACUGACUUUUGGAUGGAACCACAUAACAUAAUUCGCGAAGGCGAUAACAUUAGCUGUCAGUUACAAACAAAAGUGUUUAUACUCUCUCGUUAUAUACAAAAAAAAACUCACAACUUUGUAAUUCAGAAAAUAAACAGAGCAGAAGAAAAAUAUCAACAGCUAAAUAUGCAAUUGCGCUAAUCGCAAACCCAAUAUUAGAAGACAGCCGAUUACAAUAAUUGUUACAUACAAUCCAGUCCCCAACCAAUAUGCAGCCAUACAGAAAGUAUCUGACGGUUACCAACUUCGGCCGGUAUUAUAUCACCAAAGUCCCGACCGGCGGUUAAAUAAAGAAACCAAAAUUGUAUAAUCUCAUAA
This is a messenger RNA of Wyeomyia smithii (pitcher-plant mosquito), 6905 nucleotides long. RefSeq lists its product as uncharacterized. Bases 336 to 4898 code for a protein of 1520 amino acids. Gene Ontology annotation, molecular function: kinesin binding. The transcript is spliced from 9 exons. Lineage: Eukaryota; Metazoa; Arthropoda; Insecta; Diptera; Culicidae. The record is from RefSeq and is a predicted model, not a curated record. Gene Ontology annotation, cellular component: endosome membrane. Gene Ontology annotation, biological process: regulation of protein localization; positive regulation of membrane tubulation; lysosome localization.